Molecule: messenger RNA, 1699 nt
Organism: Manacus vitellinus (golden-collared manakin)
Lineage: Eukaryota; Metazoa; Chordata; Aves; Passeriformes; Pipridae
Gene: OARD1
Product: O-acyl-ADP-ribose deacylase 1
Biological process (GO): peptidyl-glutamate ADP-deribosylation
Source: RefSeq, a predicted model, not a curated record
GUAAUUAUGUGUACAGGGUUUGUAAUUCUAUGUGUGGGGCUUGUCAUUCUGUGCAUGGAGUUUGAAAUCCUCUGUGUGGGGUUUGUAAUCCGUGCCGGCUCGUCUGUCAGUGAAGCGCGUGUCAAAGCCUGUGCAGGCUGGGCACGUUCCCUGUGCCCAGGGCAUUCUGUGCCCACCUGUGCUGUCUCUGCUCUCUUUGCUGUGUGCCAGCUGCGGGAGGUGAAGGGGGACCUGUUCUCGUGCCCGCCGUCGGACGCGCUGGCGCACUGCAUCAGCGAGGACUGCCGCAUGGGCGCCGGCAUCGCCGUGCUCUUCAAGAAGAAGUUCGGAGGCGUCCAGGAGCUGCUGGACCAAAAGAAGAAGACAGGGGAGGUGGCUGUUCUGCAGAGAGAUGACAGAUACAUUUACUACCUGAUCACAAAGCAGAAGGUGUCUCACAAACCAACGUACGAGAGCAUGAGGAAGAGCUUGGAAGCCAUGAGAGCUCACUGCCUGCACAACGGGGUCACGGACAUCUCCAUGCCCAGGAUUGGAUGUGGACUUGAUGGCCUGCAGUGGGAUAAAGUUUCAGCGAUCCUUGGGGAAGUGUUUGAGAACACUGACAUCAAGAUCACAGUUUACAGCCUGUGAGCAGAAGAGUCAAAGAGCCCCUUUUCCCCCACUUUUGGGAGUGGAAGCUGUGAACUGCCAAGGGGGGCCUGCCUGGGGAGCACGUUCUGCGUCGGGGUCACUCACCCGUGGGACAGUGACAGAGGCUUCCAGCAGCAACAAGCUCCAGAGGAGUUAAUUUGGGUGUUAACUAGAAGGCAGCAGCGGUGUUGUGGAAACCCUCGAGGUGUUCCCAGUCUGUCCCAGCAGCCACCAGGUGUCACUGGGCCUCCACGCAGCUCCUGGGCAGCUGAACGGAGCUGCUGCCGCCGGGGGAGUUGUUUGGGUUUUGGUUUCUCGUUGGGGUCGGUGCUGAGGAGCUGCCCCAGGGAGCCCUGUCACUGCUGUUCAAGUUUUGCAAUGUCCUACCCGGCACUCGUUCACUUCACCUGUUCUCACAGGUGUAACAGUUUAAUUUCUCCCUUCUAGCCACAAAUAGGGUUUGAUGGUUUUGUGUUCACUAAGGAUCAUGCUGUGAUGUUAAAUAAAUGGUGCCCUGCUGUUGGAUCAGAGCUCAUCCCUGUGGCUCUUCUGGGGGAAAGCUGGAAAUGUGUAAAUACCCCUUGGGGGUGUGUUUUAUACAAUAUCUAUAUAAUUUAUAGUCUGCAGAGCUGAGUUUUUGGGGAAUCCGAACGUGGGAAUGACUUGUGCUCUGAAAAACUCCCAGUGUGGAGUUUGAAGUUGGAUCUUCACGUUUCUUUGUUCACUGCAUCUGUAGUUCAGGUGUUACACAUAGGUUGGAGCUCGUCACCCACAGCAGAGGUAAAUCAGUAACACCCCUCGUUCAUCAGAUUGUUGGAAAACACCCGGUUCUGGAAAGUUUGUGACAGUUGCUCAGUUCUGAAACUAGACUCCCCAUUUCCUUCAUGUUUGGUUUCCCACCCUCCCACAAUAACAAAUCCUUUUCACUUCUCAUACUGAAUGCCCAGAAAAGUGCCAGGUGUGCUGAAUAAAUGUAAAAAUGGGACAUAACAGUUGGAAAGCAGGUUCAAUUUAGGACUUCUUGCAAGUAGAGAAGAAGGAAUAAACAGGGCUUUGGCUUUUGCAGUGA